Anopheles merus is the source of this 1860-nucleotide messenger RNA. RefSeq lists its product as uncharacterized. The transcript has 3 exons. The coding region runs from base 103 to 645 and encodes 180 amino acids. NCBI's taxonomy places the organism in Eukaryota, Metazoa, Arthropoda, Insecta, Diptera, Culicidae. The record is from RefSeq and is a predicted model, not a curated record.
AGCUAUUAAAUUAUUAAAGAAAAGAAUACAAAAAAAUACAAAAGAAGCAAACAAGUGUCCACUAAAGUGAAUGAGGAAACGAUAAUAUCACACAAAGAAGCAAUGAUGGAGAUGGCGCUUCUAUCAACCUUUAACUUCUACUCCUUCAACGUGCUGCUCGUGCUGUCCUCCAACAAGCAAAAAAGAUGGUCUGUGCCGUUCGGCGGACGACUGUCGAUCCUCAUCAAUCGCAGUCAGUCGCCCUCAGAAGACCUCACUCCCCCGAGUCGGGCACCGGAAACGAUGACACCAACGUCACAGUCACCCCAGAGCGAGAGAGCGCCAAUGAAUCAACUGAAUGUUGCUGAAGUGCCCACCCGAGUGCAGCCCCGAAACAAGGGGGAGAAGGAAUGCCGCCCAAAUACUUUAUUGCACACGAUUCGCGUUUGGCCGCUGUGUGUGUGUGUGUCUGAGCUUGCAGCCCCACCCCCUCUCCACACACCGGCGAGCGGGGCAGCUCGGGAACUGGAACUGGUCAGCGUUUGGACAUCCCUGUGGAGGACUUGGAGCAGCCGCGAGCCACGGAGCGAAACCUACGCGGGCGUGCAAAAACGGGGCCAAGCUGGGGCCAAGGCGGUGGGGGGAGAGGUGGAUAUGGUGCGGUAACGCCUAUGACACACAUUUUCCGUGGCCGUGUUUCCGGCCCGGCACGACAAGACACGCGCGCGCCCGUUCAUUUUGCAGAUCUGCGAUCAAUUUGUCCAGUGAGUUAUGAGUCAUACCGCGACAGUGCGCUUGCCCUCCGGGAGCGUGCCUGGGCGGAUUUCUAAACCCGAAGGAAGCGAACGGACAUUGAACAACGAACCAACGUUGAAAUGUUGUGUCCCAAUGCCGCUCCAGCCAGCCAGCUGAAGUGGAAGUGGAGGAAUGUUAAUUGAUAAUUCACGUUGCAUUAACGCCGCUGUUUGACAUCUUUAGCACUUCAUUUACGGAGGGCAGCGAAGCCCUGUUUAGGAGAGCCAGCCCAGUGUGACAGUGCGGUACACAGUGGAGGGGUGGAUUAGGUUUUUAGAUAGGAAGCGAUUGUGUGUGUGUGUGUGGGGAGCAAGAUGGGAGAACUUAAAUGGGUGUAAAAAUAACACUAAAUGCGACACGAGCCGUGGGUGCUGCUGCUGCUGCUGCUGCCGCGCAGACAAGUACAGAAAUGUUUUGCUGGGAAUUUAUUGCAUUUGAAUGUUGAUUUGCUGCUCAAACGGAAUUUGUUGAGGUAAGAUUUCACUGUACUAUACUGUGGCAAUGAGGUUUCUUGUUGAUUUGUGCUAACAAAGUUGUUAUUUAUGCCUUUGGGAAUUGUUCCCCUUUGUGGCCGCUAGAGGGUACUUUACCAGAAGUAAUCGUUUUACUUCUAAACAGAUGAGAUGUUUCAAGUUUCAAGUUCAAGCGCGAAAAACAAACCAAAAUCGAAAUCGGAGUGACCUUCAAAAAUUUGGAGUUUUGCUUGGGCAUUCGUGAUAGAAUACUAAAGCUGAUAGAAAUAUACCGUCAAUGCAUCAAUCAAAAUUAACACACAAAAAUUCGAGAUGAGGAAUUGGUUAAAAUUAUGAGAAAUAGAAAUAUUUGAAUAAUUUUUUUUACAGAAAAUGAUACUAAAGCAAGAUGAAACGGUAUUCACAAUUUCACACAAUUUCACACAAUUUCGGCAGAUUUGCUGUCACCCAAUAGUUCGGCAGGUUUCAUUAUUAAAAGAACCAGAGCACUAUCACAAUGAAAGUGUGGUUUUUAUGAAAGAUUCUAUGCCUGCAGCAGUUAUUCUAGCCCGCUUGGAAUUUUAAAAACGCGAAAAACAAGUUAGUUUUUUCUUUAAAUGCUGCCGAAAAAAGG